Messenger RNA from Triticum turgidum subsp. durum (durum wheat), 1194 nucleotides. The record is from the annotation of a GenBank genome assembly. Lineage: Eukaryota; Viridiplantae; Streptophyta; Magnoliopsida; Poales; Poaceae.
AUGGAGAGGGAAAUGGCUGCCUCAUAUGAGCCAAAACUAAACAGUGAAAUAAGGAUUUUUGAGAGUUCAGAUGAGAUAGUAACAGAUCUAGCUGAGUAUAUCUCCCAAGUUUCAGAAAUCUCUGUUAAAGAAAGGGGAUACUUCGCUAUUGCCCUAUCUGGAGGGCCCCUUGUCAGUUUUUUGAGGAAACUUUGUGAAGUGCCAUACAACAAGACCCUGGAUUGGUCUAAAUGGUACAUUUUCUGGUCUGACGAACGUGCUGUAGCAAAGAACCAUGCAGACAGUAACUAUAAGUUAACAAAAGAAGAAUUUCUAUCAAAGGUACCUAUUCUGAGUGGCCAUGUCUACUCCAUAAAUGACGGCGCCACGGUGGAGGACGCAGCAACGGACUACGAAUUUGUCAUCAGGCAGCUGGUCAAGAUCCGCACUAUAGGAGUCUCAGAGAGCAACGACUGCCCCAAGUUUGAUCUCAUCCUCCUCAGCAUGGGCUCCGACGGACAUGUGGCCUCAUUGUUCCCUAACCACCAAGCCCUCGAGCUGAAGGACGACUGGGUCACCUACAUCACGGACUCCCCGCAGCCUCCACCCGAGAGAAUCACCUUCACCCUCCCUGUGAUAAACUCGGCGUCAAACAUCGCGAUCCUCGCGACGGGCGUCGACAAGGCAAACGCGGUGCAUUCAGCCGUGUCUGACAGCAGCGACGGCCUAGACGCCGCCGCCCCGCUGCCUGCCAGGAUGGUCCAGCCAACGGACGGGAAGCUGGUGUGGUUUCUGGACAAGGCGGCCGCCUCAUCACUCGAGGCGCUGUCUGACGAUGCCUACCAGCAGCAGCAUCUCUCGUACGCAUCGUCAGGCAGCGCCUCGGGUGAUGAGGCUGCCGCCUUGUCCAGAAACCACACCGGCUUCCCGUGCGUUGGCUGGACCAUCUUGGCAGGCAGGGACGCGGGGGCGUCUGGACCGUCGCUGCUGUCAGACACGGCCAAAUGCACGGCCUUUGCCUUGUCUACGCCCGUCGCCAGGAUCGCUAUGUUUGAUGCCGAGUUUAUUACAUGGAGGGCGAAGGCGAUUCUUUCGGGUGGAGGCCGCGGGGAGUCACCGGCGAGCACCAGCCAUGGCGGAGAUGACGUCCACGAUGCCGAGCCGUGGAACGACGGCCGCAUCCCCCAGGUAGAUGGAGGCUGUUCCUCCAAAUGA